This is a messenger RNA of Ilex paraguariensis (yerba mate), 3741 nucleotides long. NCBI's taxonomy places the organism in Eukaryota, Viridiplantae, Streptophyta, Magnoliopsida, Aquifoliales, Aquifoliaceae. The record is from the annotation of a GenBank genome assembly.
AUGAAAACUGUCAUGUUAAUUGAGAGCAAGGAGCUGGGAACCAAGGAGGCCCAAGUAGAUUUUGAUGACAAGAGUAGCUGGGAAUAUCUCUUCAAAGACUACUGGAUAGAUUUAAAGGCGAAGCUAUCUCUAUCUUCGGUUGAACUUGUCGAUGCUAGAAAUCCUUGGAAGGGGUCUAAUUCUGAUGUAUUAGCCAGCAAAGAGCAAUCAGUUGUUCAACACUUUGAUACUAACAAUGAUGGAGGUUCUGGUUCAGAUAAUUCUUCUGACGACGUAGAAGCAAGUAAAUCUAAAAGAAAAAGGGCCAAGAAACGGUCGAAGUCCCUCACCAAGGAAGAUGCCUCGACAAGUGUAGCAAUAGAAGUUCGUGCUGAAGGGAUUUCAACACCUGUCAGCACUGACUGGGCAUCAAAAGAGCUCCUAGAAUUCGUUAUGAACAUGAAAAAUGGUGACAGAUCUGUUUUAUCCCAGUUUGAUGUUCAGGCACUCUUGCUUGAAUAUAUAAAAAUAAAUAAACUUCGCGAUCCUCGACGGAAAAGUCAAAUUAUAUGCGACUCGAGGCUUGCAAAUCUCUUUGGAAAACCCCGUGUUGGGCAUUUUGAAAUGUUAAAACUUAUUGAAUCUCAUUUUCUUAUAAAAGAGGAGUGUCAGACGGACGACAUUCAAGGAAGUGUUGUUGAUUCUGAAUUUGACCAGUUGGAGGCUGAUGGUAACACUGAUGUCCUAGUGAAGGGGGGCAAAGAUAAGAAACGUAAAGCACGUAAAAAAGGUGUUAGGGGAGGACCUCUCUCCAAUCUCGAUGACUUUGCAGCCAUUGAUAUGCACAAUAUUAACUUAAUUUACCUGCGACGGAAGUUGGUGGAGGAUUUGCUUGAAGAUAUCGAAAAGUUCCAGGAUAAGGUUGUUGGUACUUUUGUUAGGAUAAGGAUAUCUGGUAGCAUUCAAAAGCAAGACUUAUACAGGCUAGUCCAAGUCGUAGGUACCAGUAAAGCAGCCGAGCCAUAUAAAGCAGGGAAAAAGUCAACUGAUAUCAUGCUAGAAAUAUUAAAUCUGAACAAAACAGAGGUUGUACCAAUUGAUACAAUUUCAAAUCAGGAGUUUACUGAGGAUGAAUGCAAGCGUUUGCGCCAGAGUAUAAAAUGUGGACUUAUCAAUAGGCUGACUGUGGGUGAUAUUCUUGACAAGGCCAUGGAAGUCCAGGCCGCAAGAGUCAACGAUUGGCUGGAAACAGAGACAGUGCGACUUAGUCAUCUUCGAGAUCGAGCAAUUUUGUUGCUGUAUAAAACUUCAGUGACUAUUGCUGAGCCGGCGAGCGGAGAGAAAUUACAGCUUCUGAAAACACCUGAGGAGCGACAACGUAGACUAGAGGAAGUUCCAACAAUACAUGCAGACCCAAAGAUGGAUCCAAGUUACGAGUCUGAAGAAGAUUACAAUGAAGAGGAAGAUAAUAGACGAGAGGCUUACAUGAGACCCAGAAGUUCUGGCUUUAACAGGAGAGGUAGGGAGCCACUCUCUCCCGGAACAGGAGAUUUCUCUUCAAAAGAUUCUUGGAGUACUGCACGGACAAAUUCAAGUAAGAACUGGGAAUUUAACAGAAACCUGUCUAGUAAAAAUUUCUCAAACAAAGCGGAAGAUGCUACUCCUAGUGGUGAGAUAAUGAAUGAAAAUUUAAGGGAUCUUGCAAGAGACAAAGACGCACAACAGUCAAAAAAGCUGGAGAAGCAAAGCUCAGCUUCUAAUUCUGAAACUGUUGGAUGGAAUAGCCACUCUGGUGUAAUAUCUGAAUCAUUCUCUGGUGUUGCAUCAGAAACUUCGCCAGCUCUCUCUGUGGGGGUUGCCGAAACAGCCGCCAAACCAAGUGAAACAGAAAAAAUCUGGCGUUAUCAGGAUCCAUCUGGAAAAGUUCAAGGACCAUUUUCCAUUGUGCAGCUGCGCAAAUGGAGCAACACUGGAUACUUCCCUGUUGAUCUUAGAAUCUGGAGAACCACCAAAACACAAGAUGAUUCCAUACUUUUGAAUGAUGCAUUGGCUGGAAGGUUUCCGAGAGAGUUGCCAGAGGGGGGCAAUAGAUUGCCAAAGACUAAUACUCAACCAAACCUAAGUUCAUCAAAGGGCUGGAUGACUACUCCAGUUGAGGUCCCCAAACUUUCUACAGACAGGUGGGGUGGGAAUGACUCGUCAAACCUUCCUUCUCCUACUCCGAAGCAAAGUACUACCAUUUCUACCAUUGAAGUGGGUCCUCUAGUGGGAGCGAGUUCAUUUUCUGGUGGCAAUGAAGCACUGCAAUCACCUGCUGCAACUCCCUCAGAAAGUGGCCAAGUGACACGUUCUUCUGCUCUCGCUUCAGCUUUGGAUUCUGGUGGAUCGUUGGCCAGGGAUUCUGAAAAUUAUUCCCAAAGCUCUCAAACUGGAUUUAAUGCAGCACUUAGCACUGAACAAGGUGUCCUCGUGGGUGAUACAAAUUCUUUACGAACUUCACAACCAACUGCGACUACAGAAUCACUUGUGGUGCAGACACAGAGCCAUCUGCUCCCUGCGCCUGAUACUGCUGCCCACACAGUUCAAUCUGUGAAUAGUCAGAACACUCAUGUUGAAACUCAUACUUGGGCUAAUGCUCCAUCUCAGAAUGUAGAACCAAAUUCUGCUAUUCCUGUGCAUGGACAACCACAGACUUAUGGUCACUGGGUUAGUGUUACAUCGGGUCAGAAUCCUGGUGGAAACUUUUUGGCUCCUGGUGUUCAGGAUCCUGCUGGAAACUUGUUGACUCCUGGUUCCUCAGCUUUGCCUCAACCUGAUUUUUGGAGACCUCCAAUUGCGGGCAAUCAAUCGAACAUGCAACCUCCAGCUCCUUCUAAUGUACCGUGGGGUGGAGGCAUUUCAGUUCCCAACAUUCCUGUACCUAUUUCAAGAACUGAUAAUCAGAACACUGGUUGGGGACCAAUACAGGUAAAUCCAAACAUGGGCUGGGGAGGACCAGCACCAGGAGGUACGAAUAUGAAUUGGGGAGCUACUAUUCAAGGGCCAUCACCAGGGAAUGUCAAUCCGGGAUGGGUUGUGCCAACUGGGAAUCCAGGAGCUACUGUUCAAGGGCCAGGGCCAGUGCCAGGGAAUGUGAACCCUGGUUGGGUUGCACCAACAGGGAAUCCAGGAGCUAUGGUUCAGGGUUUGGCACCUGGGAUUGCAAAUCAAGGUUGGGUUGCUCCACACAUGAACACGGGAGCAACAGUUCAGGGGCCAGUACCCGGGAAUGCGAACUCGGGUUGGGUUCCAGUUGCUGGGAAUCCGGGUGCUACUUUUCAAGGACCAGCACCUGGAAAUUCAAAUCCAGGUUGGGGUGCACCUGCUCCAGCUGUGAGUCAGGGGACUAGAGGAAACGAACAACACCGCAAUGGAGAUAGAUUCUCGAGUCAAAGGGACGGGGGUGGUCAGGGUGGAAAUUCUGGUUCUGGUGGUCACGGUCAUUGGAACAGGCAGUCAUCAUUUGGUAGUGGAGGAGGGUCAGGUGGUUCUUUCCGAUCUCUUCCCAAAAGGCAGACACCGUGCCCAUACCAUAUCAACGGGCAUUGUAAGAAGGGUGCUGCCUGUGAUUAUCUGCACUCUUAGCUUUGGUAUUUUAUACUGGACGUUAGUUGAUUUUGUGCAGUAGUUAUUUCCUAAUAGGCAUUUUGACAUUUUGCUAUAGGCUCCUUUAAUGCUCUAUAAUUUCCAAAGUUUUGUAGUUUUGCAGUGCAUUUCUUGUCA